Molecule: messenger RNA, 366 nt
Organism: Serendipita indica DSM 11827
Lineage: Eukaryota; Fungi; Basidiomycota; Agaricomycetes; Sebacinales; Serendipitaceae
Source: the annotation of a GenBank genome assembly
AUGGCAGUUGCCUACAUGUUCACCAAUCCCAGGUACUCGUUUUUGGAUAUUGGACCGCUAUCCAAGGGGCAUUCUUUAAUCAUUCCAAAGUAUUGCGGGGUCAAAUUGGCGGACAUCCCAGAUGAGUUCCUUGCCGAUGCUAUGCCGGUCGCGAAGAAGAUUGCGAUUGCUACAGGAGCGCAAGAUUACAAUAUCCUCCAAAAUAACGGAGAGAUUGCUCAUCAGGUCGUCAAGCAUGUUCACUUCCAUGUGAUUCCGAAGCCAGAGGCCAGCGACAAGCAAGGCCUUGUUAUUGGUUGGCCAACACAGAAGCCAGAGAUGGAUGAACUCAAGGCACUUCAUGCUGAAAUGCUAUCAAAGUUGUAG